AUGGAGGAUGAUUACGAUAACUAUGAUAAAACGUUCAAGCCAAGGACAAAUCCCUAUUUCAAGAGGAUAAAGAACUCAUUACAGUUGAAUUUACAACAAUUAAAUUCCAAUUUCUUAUCAAAUAGUUUAAUUGCUAAAAUUUUGAUCGGUAUUUUCACGAUAUUAUUUUUAUCAUUAUUCACUUCAGUACCAUUUUUACCCCAUUUUAAAUCCACAGGACCUAAAGUGGUGUUGAUAUUAGCCGCCAAUGAAGGUGGUGGGGUGUUAAGAUGGAAAGGACCUCAAGAUUGGUCUAUUGAAAGAUCAUCAAUUGCCAAUAAAAAAAACUAUGCCAAACGUCAUGGUUAUGGAUUAACUAUUAAAGAUAUGACCAUCAAGAAAAGAUACAGUCAUGAAUGGAGAGAAAGUUGGGAGAAAGUUGAUAUCAUGAAGCAAACUAUGAGACAAUUUCCUGAUGCCGAAUGGUUUUGGUGGUUAGAUUUACACACAUAUAUUAUGGAACCUCAUAUUUCCUUAGAAGAACAUUUCUUGAAUAACUUAGAUAAUGAAACUUAUAGAAACUUGGAAGUAUUCAAUCCAUUAGAAUUAACUACUGAUUUACCUUAUGUUGAUUAUACUCAACCUGUUGAUAUGAUUAUAACUCAAGAUUGUGGAGGAUUUAAUUUAGGUUCUUUCUUAAUGAGAAGAUCUAGUUGGUCAGAAAUGUUAUUAGAUGUUUGGUGGGAUCCUGCUAUGUAUGAACAAAUGCAUAUGAAAUGGGAACAUAAAGAACAAGAUGCUUUAGAAACCUUAUUUUCGACAUCACCUUGGAUUAGAGAAAGAGUAGGAUUUUUACCUUUAAGAAAAAUUAAUGCUUUCCCACAAGGUGCUUGUUCUGAUCAAGCUGAUGAUCCACGAUAUUUCUUUCAAAAUCAUGAUUUUGUUAUUAAUAUGGCAGGUUGUGAAUAUGGAAGAGACUGUUGGGGAGAAAUGGAACAUUAUAAAGCAUUAUCCAAAAGAUUACAAAAACCAUGGUACAAGUUUUGGUGA
This is a messenger RNA of Yamadazyma jaroonii, 1029 nucleotides long. The record is from the annotation of a GenBank genome assembly. Lineage: Eukaryota; Fungi; Ascomycota; Pichiomycetes; Serinales; Debaryomycetaceae.